AUGGUGACUUCUAUGGCUUUUUACAACGAAUAUGAGGAUUGGAUAUAUGAUCUUCCCACUAUCCGGGCGUUAAUACAAGUUAGUCGGGAAGCGAGAAAAGUCGUCCUCGCCGGUCGCCAGCUACAUCGGUUUAAGGCGGAUAACACGUACGAAACUCACAGCUUUAGAGGUGGUGUUUGCUACAUGGAGGGUGAGGAAAAAAAGCAUCCUAUCUUGCACAAGUUCUUUUAUGUCAACUGGGACAUCGACAUGUUCUACUUUCGGCGCGGCAAGCAACGUUACGUCACAAGCAUUUUCGAUGCCGAAAUUAGGGGGAAGAUUAAGCACAUUGCUAUCGAAAUCAAUGGACCAGCAGAGGUCCGACGAACAAUAACUGCGCCAAACUAUGAUCAACUCUGUGAUGAAGUUAGUCCAUUCCCUGCGCAUUUCUUCACAUAUUUUCUGCCAUCGCUCAAAACGGUCUAUCUGGCGAUGAGCUUCUACGCUGUACAUAGAAGUUGCGCCCAUAUAGCACGCAGGCCGCUUAAAGGCUUGGAGAAUAGCCUUAAGUGGUUUGAUGAAGACUUCGACAUGGAGAUAGAUGAGGACCAGAUGUCCGAGCACUACAGGAUACUAGAUACCUGGUUCACCGCCGACUUUGGCUUUCACCACGUCGACACAUUUUCUGUUCGUUACUGGCGGCAUCGCAUGUGGUAUAGCCCUGGGCUGGCACCCGACUCUCAGCAUUCGGUCCAGCGCGAAUUCAAACACUGGGUCAAGGAAAUGGUUUCUCUGGCCAAGGAAGAGGCCGCGGAAGAGCUUAGACAGCUCCCUAAGUUCAAAAUGGUCAUGGACCAUAAUGGCGCCUAUGAGGCUAUGAUCGAAGGAUACAACCGAAGCAAUGUUGGCCUCAGACCUAACAGCGAAUUCUGUUCUUUGUGUGCAUAUGGCCGACGAUGA
Messenger RNA from Xylaria bambusicola, 939 nucleotides. RefSeq lists its product as uncharacterized. Lineage: Eukaryota; Fungi; Ascomycota; Sordariomycetes; Xylariales; Xylariaceae. The record is from RefSeq and is a predicted model, not a curated record. The transcript has a single exon. The coding region runs from base 1 to 939 and encodes 312 amino acids.